Durio zibethinus is the source of this 980-nucleotide messenger RNA. Lineage: Eukaryota; Viridiplantae; Streptophyta; Magnoliopsida; Malvales; Malvaceae. The record is from RefSeq and is a predicted model, not a curated record.
AUGUCAGCACAACUUCCCAAUUCCAGUAAAGACCAAAGUCAGCACUAUUUUGCAUGGCUUAUAAUGUUUAAGACUCAUAGAAAAAAAUGGACACUGUGGCUGUUGGCUUCUGUGCAUGAACCAAAGAAACAGAUUGGGAUUAUUUGCAUAUAUUGUAAGAAUCAUGGGGCAUUAUUAGAUCCGAAGCUUUUACGAGGCCGGAAAGGAAAAGAGAAAUGGAACGAGGUGAUGACGGUAGCAGAUUCGAGCGGCACCGGAGCGACGUCGUUUGCGUCGUCUCCUUCCUCUAACCUGCUUCCUAGCAACCUCCCUCUCGUCACGGCCUUCCUCGCCUUCGCUCUUGCUCAGUUUCUCAAACUCUUCACCAAUUGGUUUAAAGAAAGGAGAUGGGAUUCUAAGAGGAUGAUUGAUUCAGGUGGUAUGCCAUCAUCACACUCUGCCACUGUGACAGCUCUUGCAGUUGCUAUAGGUCUACAGGAUGGGACAGGAGGACCAGCUUUUGCAAUUGCAGUUGUCUUGGCAUGUGUUGUGAUGUAUGAUGCCUCAGGUGUCAGACUUCAUGCUGGUCGUCAAGCUGAAUUGCUGAAUCAAAUUGUGUGUGAGUUUCCUCCUGAACAUCCAUUAUCUAGCGUGAGGCCUCUGCGUGAAUUACUUGGGCAUACUCCCCUCCAGGUUGUUGCGGGUGCUUUAUUGGGAUUCAUAGUAGCUUUUCUGAUGCGGAAUUCUGGUUAGGAUGUUACGUAAACAACAUUGAUUCUUUCUUCUCAGUAAUGGGAUGGAGUACACAUCAGUCUUAACAAAGAUUGGAAGAAAGAGCUGGUGUCAAACUUAAGUUUCUAUUGUUGAAACCGUGUAAAGUGGAACUGAUUUCUGUUAACCGUGGACAUCACUUAUAUACUAUAUCUUUCACAAUUUGGAUUGUAUAGCUUUGCCAAUUCUUAGGAUGAGUAUAGUAAUGAAUAUCCUCCCAGACUUAUUCA